Molecule: messenger RNA, 3434 nt
Organism: Mauremys mutica (yellowpond turtle)
Lineage: Eukaryota; Metazoa; Chordata; Testudines; Geoemydidae
Gene: URI1
Product: URI1 prefoldin like chaperone
Exons: 10
Coding region: 1488-2810 (440 amino acids)
Biological process (GO): negative regulation of transcription by RNA polymerase II; negative regulation of phosphatase activity
Molecular function (GO): phosphatase inhibitor activity; transcription corepressor activity; chromatin binding
Source: RefSeq, a predicted model, not a curated record
CUUAAGUCCAUGGGGGACAGUUCAGCAUCUUAGACAUGUACUUUGAGAAUACAAAGUACUGCAGAUACCUUGUUGAGUGCUUGAAUACUGCAGGGUGAUAAAGUUUGGUGUUUCUACUAGUGACCUCUGUAACAGUAAUCUUUCAGAAAUUAAAUGAGACAAAAAAUUGUGGGAUUAUUGCAACUUUUUUCAUGGUCCCAAAAUGAUCAGAGAUUCCACUUUAUUUGGGAAUAGAAGAAAGUCAGUAAUAGUUGGUUGUUGUUUUUCAAGAUGUUCAUAUUGCAGUUUCUUCAUCCACCCGGUCAAGCUAGAUAUCUACUUCUAGUAAACAAAUGUACAGGAUGCCUACUUGAACAUCCUUAGAAAACCAUCAGAAUUUGCAUCUUUUGGUCAGCAUUUUCAGUUUAUUUCCAUGAUGCUGGCUUCCAUCCCAAGAUUAAAUAUAGGUAGAACCUCUCUAGUUUGGCACCCUUGGAACCUGACUGGUGCUCCAGAGAAUUUCCCAAACCACGGGAAGUCAAUGCAGAGUGCCAGUGGGUCUCCAUAGGUGCAGGAAGUAGAGUUGCUGGGGGUGCUGCAGCCUGCCCAGAGGUUCUGAUGCUAGUCCCAGCCACCAGCCCCAGUUGCUCCCCCUCCUUCCUGCAGCUUGAACGCUGCAAAUCAGGUGUUCGCGGUGCUCCAGAAGUGCUGGGACGGAGGAGGAAGUGUUGGUAAGUGCAGAGCUGCCGGUGCUCGAGAGGUGCGGGGGGAGGAGGGCAGAGAGGAGAGCUUGGUGCCGGUGGAUGCUCUGCACCCACUAAUUUUUCCCUGUGUGUGCUCCAGCCCAGAGCACCCAUGGAGUCGGCACCUAUGCCGGACCAUGGAUGUUGCUGGACCAGGGAGUGCCGGAUUAGAGAGGUUCACCCUGUACAAAGAUUACAUGAGGUGCUGUAUUGGGGCAGAAGUAGAGAAUAUCCUCUACCCUCAAAUGUAUAUGUCUGAUAAUGCAAUACACGUGGUAGCUGAUAAUUUACCUUAAAAAAGUCUUUUUUCCAACACACCAGUUUCAAUAUUCUUUCAGAAGAGGACUGGUUUCUUUUUGUUUGUUUGUAUUUUUACUGCUAGCAGACAAGACAAAAUUCCUUAGGUAACUGUUUCUCCCAAACGCAGAGAGUUCCUCAUCUUUUCACAGUAUCCACUAUUGGGAUUGUUUGGCCAGAUUCACCAAGACAUUUCUAUUUUCUUUCGCCUCUUUCCCAACUUUGUCUCGGCGACCUUUCUUGAAAUGGACCAAAUACCACUUCUGCACCUCACUGGCCUAUCCUAAGUAAAUUGAUUUUGUGACGGAAAUCUGACAGAUUGGUGGAAGGAACCAACCCGAACAAUUUGGAAACUUGGUGCAGAGCAGCUCUCAACCAUUUCAUUAUCACGAGAGGAAGGUGGAGAAUGAUUAUGAGGCUCUUCAAGAACGUCUCAAUACGUUGCCUGAUAAACUGUCUCAUGAUAUCAUGGUACCUUUUGGUCCCCUUGCCUUCAUGCCAGGAAAACUUGUCCAUACCAAUGAGGUCACUGUUCUGCUGGGGGACAACUGGUUUUCCAAAUGCUCAGCUAAGCAGGCCAUUGGCCUGGUUGAGCACAGGAAAAAACACGUAAGGAAAGCACUGGAUGAUUUGCAAAAAGUCAUGAAGAAUUUUGAAUCCAGAAUUGAAUUCACAGAAGAUUUGCAGAAGAUGAGUGACGCAGCAGGUGAUAUUGUUGAUAUAAGAGAAGAAGCUGAAAAUGAUGGCACUGAAACAAAAGGAAAACGCAGAACUGCUCACAAGCCUCAUUCAAAGCCAAAAGUGUCAGAUGUUUUUGAGGUACAUUUUCAAGAAAAUGGGAUGGAUACAAAGUCCAAGGGCUAUUCCCAAUCUGAGGAGGAACUGUGGGCCCGAUUGGAAGAGCUUGAGAGACGAGAAGAGAUGCUGGGUGAAUUUAACAGGACACCUGAUACAAUUGAGGCAAAUGGAGAAGAUACAACCUCCUCUGAAGAGGAGAAAGAAGAUAAGACAGAUCUGAAUGUGGUACACAGAGUGGAAGACUCUACUACUCAGGACAAUGUACAGAAAGAAGUAACAAAUUCAGAAUUGUUCAGUGGCCAAGUUAAUGGCCGAAGUCAUUAUCACAGUGAUGAUGAAGAUGAUUUAGGAGUUGAUCAUUUUGUACCAACUAUAUUUUUCUCUCAUACUGUUGAACCUAAAAGGGUAAGAAUAAACACAGGAAAAAAUACUACUUUGAAAUUUAGCGAAAAGAAAGAAGAGGCCAAACGUAAAAGGAAGAAUAGCAAUGGCAAUGGACACUUGGUUCCAGAACUGCCUAACAUCAAAACACCAGCAGACAUUUACCGAGUCUUUGUUGAUGUUGUGAAUGGAGAAUAUGUCCCUCGUAAAUCAAUUUUGAAGUCUCGAAGCAGAGAGAAUAGUGUUUGUAGUGAUACCAGUGAGAGCAGUGCUGCUGAGUUUGAUGACAGACGAGGAGUUCUGAGGAGUAUUAGCUAUGAUGAAGCUACUUACAGUGACAACAGUGAAGGGAUCUUGGAGGAGGAAGAGGAGGAGGGGCAGGAGCAUCUUCCAAAAAAACUUUCAACCUUAUCAGGGACAAUUGAGGCUUUUUCUGGAACUGUUAUAGAAAAAGAGCCUUUGUCUCCCUUAAUACCACACCCAAGCAUUGCUCACCCUGUCCUGCCUACCAUUCCGGAGCGAAAAUCAGAGGAAGUUCUAUCUGAGGCAUCAGAAGAAACUACAAAGAGGAUUUCAAAAUUCAAAGCUGCCAGAAUGCAACAGACAAACUAGGCCCUGCUGCCUACACAAUGAAAGUUUGAAUAUUAACGCUUAGUUUCACAUUUGUUGAGAUUAUGUAAAACUAUGUGCAUUACACCUAGUUAGUAAAAAGGUAUCUUAUGUUAAUUUGGCAUUGUUUAUCUUAAUAGACCUCUAUUGGUGAUAUUAAAAAAAAAAGAAGUAAACAUUUGAACACUUCAAUAUUCAGUUUAUUUUGUCAAUUUCCCUGUAUGUGGUCAGCACCUUUGUAUAUGUUUGCCUUAUAACAGCACUUGGAAUAACUUUUCUCUUCAUAUGCCAUUGGUUUUAUGUUUAAACCUAAAUAUACAGGUAGUUUUGUAUCAGCUGUGAUGUCCUACUUACCAUCUGGACAGUUUUAAAGAAACUUUUCAAAUUGAUUCAACAAUUAUAUUUCAUUACUUGCUUUAGCAUUUUAAGACACUCUUGUAUCCACAUUGUUGUAGGUACCUGCUAAAAUUCGUUUUUUUUUUCCUUCUAUUAAACCUCUGAUAUCUUACUGUACAGAUCUCUAAAACAGAAUGCUGUGUUCAUGUACAUUGCAGGGAAGUUUCUUUCAUGGAAAAUGGUAUUUUGUAAAAUUAAACUUUUCAAGUAAAAACAAAGCUGUGAAUUUUG